AUGAAGCGCCAGAGCUUAAAGCUUCUGCUGCAAAGUUGUACAGAUCUGGUUACUCUCAAGCAAAUUCAUGCCCAAGCUCUUACUCAAGGAUUACUCUUCAUUGAGCAACCCUUGGCCUGCAAAUUAGUUAAUAGCUAUGCUAAAUUGGGUAAUCCACAUGAUGCACAGAAGGUGUUUGGUUAUAUUCAAGAUCCCGAUAGAGUAACUUAUACUUCUCUAAUCAAUCUUUACUUGAGCACUCAACUUCCAUUCAAAGCCUUUUCAGUUUUUUCGAAGCUGGUAAAUGAGGGUUUAAGGCCUGACAGCCAUUCAGUUGUUGGUGCAUUAUCAGCUUGUGGAAAAAAACAAGAUUUGCUAAAUGGGAAGCUAGUGCAUGGGAUGAUCUUUAGAUUUCAGUUGGGGGCGAAUUCGAUUGUUGGUAAUGCUUUGAUUGAUAUGUAUUGCAGAAAUGGUGAAAUUAAGAUAGCCCAGUUGGUUUUUAAGCAAAUGGGUAUCAAAGAUGUGUCUUCUUGGACCAGUUUGCUUAAUGGGUUUGUAAUGUGCAAUGGUUUAGAGUCAGCUAGGCGUGUGUUUGAUGAAAUGCCAUGGAGGAAUGACGUUGCUUGGACUGCGAUGAUAACAGGUUAUGUUCGAGGAGGAAUGCCAAUUCGGGGUCUUGAAAUGUUUAAGCAAAUGAAAGCUGAAGGGGAAAACCAGCCUACGGUUAUCACGGCAGUGGCUGUUCUCUCGGGUUGUGCUGAUCUUGGGGCUCAUGAUCAUGGUCAAGCUAUUCAUGGUUAUAUCAGCAAAGUUAAUCUCGAUAAGGGUGCUACUGUGAACAACGCUUUAAUGGAUAUGUACUCAAAGGGUGGGUGCGUUGAGUCUGCUAUGAAGAUAUUCGAUAGAUUGGUGAAAAAAGACGUGUUUUCAUGGACGACUAUGAUAUCAGCGCACUCAUCUCAUGGUAAAGGAAGCCAUGCCCUUGAAGUUUUCUAUGACAUGUUGGAAUCUGGGGUCAUCCCAAAUGAUGUUACAUUUCUGUUGGUUCUAUCAGGUUGCAGCCAUUCAGGAUUGCUUGUCGAGGCAAAUAAAUUGUUUAACGGAAUGAUCCAAUGUUAUGGCUUUGAACCCAAGAUUGAGCAUUACGGAAGCAUGGUAGACCUUCUUUGUCGAGCAGGGCUUUUGGAAGAGGCAAAAGAGUUGAUUGAUAAUAUGCCUAUGGACCCAGAUUCUGUUAUCUGGCGAUCCUUGCUUAGCGCUUGUAUGAACCAGAGGAACUUGGGCUUGGCUGAAAUUGCAGGAAAGAAGAUAAUUGAAUUGGAACCGCAUGAUGAUGGAGGGUAUGUGCUCCUUUCCAACAUCUAUCAUGUAGCAAAUAGGAUGAAGGACGCACGGAAGAUGAGGAAAAUGAUGGGUGAUCAAAAAGUCACGAAAAAACCAGCAUGUAGUUACAUUGAGUUAAAUGGUGUUGUUCAUGAAUUUCAUACAGAAAAUGCAACUCAUCAUGCUUCCACAAAAAUUUACAUGUUGCUAGAAAUAAUCAAUGAGCAUUUGAGAUUGGAUACGGAUUACUCUUUGUUGGAAAUGGACUUGGUAUAUGACGGGCUGCUUUGA
Populus euphratica (Euphrates poplar) is the source of this 1593-nucleotide messenger RNA. RefSeq names its product pentatricopeptide repeat-containing protein At3g04750, mitochondrial-like. Lineage: Eukaryota; Viridiplantae; Streptophyta; Magnoliopsida; Malpighiales; Salicaceae. The transcript has a single exon. The record is from RefSeq and is a predicted model, not a curated record. Gene Ontology annotation, biological process: RNA modification. The coding region runs from base 1 to 1593 and encodes 530 amino acids. Gene Ontology annotation, molecular function: RNA binding; protein binding.